CAGAAUUUGUUUUCACUAUGACUCUUGAAGAAAGCAUUGCAGAGAAAAGCAUUGAGAGGAUGCAGUGUGCUGGGAAAGCAUUGGAAGAGCUUCUGGUCUCUGCACAAAGUCAGGAAUGGCUGACAGUUGGAGUCUAUGAGUCUGCCAAAGUCAUGAAUGUCGAUCUCAACUCUGUAGCAUGCUGUGUUCUGGCAACUGAUGAGGAGUAUGAAUGCGACAUCGCACUGCAAAUCCACUUCACCUUAAUCCAGGUGUUCUGCUUUGAUAAGCAACUGGCUGAGAUUCUGGUCAAUACUGAUGAGUCUGGCAAACCUAAAGAUGUGCAUUGCAUUCUCAUCACGAAUCCAAGUGAAGAUACGUUUGAAGACCCUGCUCUGGAAAAGCUGAGCUUGUUCUGUGAGGAGUGUCGCAGCUUCAGUGAAUGGGUCCCUGCUAUCACACUCCCUGAGCAGUAA
Molecule: messenger RNA, 455 nt
Organism: Acipenser ruthenus (sterlet)
Lineage: Eukaryota; Metazoa; Chordata; Actinopteri; Acipenseriformes; Acipenseridae
Product: growth arrest and DNA damage-inducible protein GADD45 gamma-like
Exons: 3
Coding region: 18-455 (145 amino acids)
Biological process (GO): regulation of cell cycle
Cellular component (GO): cytoplasm; nucleus
Source: RefSeq, a predicted model, not a curated record